AUGGCGGGCACUGCUGAUCCUGGUCCUGUGGAAGGUCAGUACGGGGCAGGGGCAGCCGCCAGGUCCUGGGCUGCGCUGGACAGCGGGCAGGUGCCAGGCUGGGUUCCCCAGAGUUCUAACGGUAUUGUGAUUGAGAACUUCUAUUUUAAGGUUCAGGAACAAGUUCAUCCAAAUCUCUCAGCUAAUGAAGAGUCUCUUUAUUAUAUUGAAGAACUGAUUUUUCAGCUGCUUAAUAAAUUAUGCAUGGCCCAACCAAGGACUGUUCAAGAUGUCCAGGAAAGAGUUCGAAAGACCUUUCCUCAUCCAAUUGACAAAUGGGCUAUUGCUGAUGCACUAUCUGCCAUAGAGAAACAAAAAUUCAGAAAUUCUCUUUUACUACCUGUGGACAAAAUUCAUGCCUUAUUGAAGGAAGAUUUGGGGUGUAAAGUGGACUAUCAUGUGUCCCUAUAUAUUGUGGCUGUAUUAGAGUAUAUAUCAGCAGAUAUUUUGAAAUUGGCUGGUAAUUAUGUUGUUAAUAUCCAACAUUAUGAAAUAUCUCAACAGGAUAUUAAAGUGUCAAUCUGUACAGAAAAGGUUUUGAUGGACAUGUUUGAUCAGGAUGACAUAGGUUUGGUUUCCCUCUGUGAAGAUGAACCUAGUUCUUCAGGUGAAUUAAACUACUAUGACCUUGUCAGAACGGAAAUUGCAGAAGAAAGACAGUAUCUGCGGGAACUAAAUAUGAUUAUAAAAGUGUUUUGAGAAGCCUUUCUUGCUGAUAGAAACUUAUUUAAACCUUCUGAUAUUGAAAAGAUUUUCAGUAACAUUUCAGAUAUACAUGAAUUGACUGUGAAGCUUUUAGGUUUGAUUGAAGACACAGUUGAAGUGAUGGAUGAAAGUAGCCCUCAUCCCUUAGCUGGCAGCUGUUUUGAAGAUUUGGCAGAAGAGCAAGCAUUUGAUCCUUAUGAAACAUUAUCACAGAAUAUUCUUUCACCAGAGUUUAAUGAACAUUUCAGUAAGUUGAUGGCCAGACCUGCAGUUGCUCUACACUUCCAGCAAUUGAAAGCAUGUAGUGAAGAACAAGAAGACAGAGAAUGUUUGAAUCAAGCUAUAACUGCUCUCAGGAAUCUUCAAGGUAGUGUGGACCGAAUUUACAAGCAGUAUUCACCUAGACACCAACCUGGAGAUCUUGUCUGCCCUUUUUAUAAUUGUCAAUUAAGAAGCAAACACCUGACCAUCAAAAAAAUGAAUGAAAUACAGAAAAAAGAUGGUUGGGAAGGCAAAGUUAUUGGACAGUGUUGCAAUGAAUUCAUUAUGGAAGGACCAUUGACAAGAAUUGGUGCUAAACAUGAACGACAUAUUUUUCUUUUUGAUGGCUUAAUGAUCAGCUGUAAACCUAAUUGUGGCCAGUUCCAGCUUCCAGGUUGCAGUAGUGCAGAAUAUAGAUUAAAAGAAAAGUUUGUCAUGAGGAAAGUACAAAUCUGUGAUAAGGAAGAUACCUGUGAGUGCAGACAUGCUUUUGAAUUAGUAUCCAAAGAUGAAAAGAGCAUAAUAUUUGCUGCUAAGUCUGUGGAAGAGAAAAAUAAUUGGAUGGCAGCUCUUAUUUCUCUUCAUUAUCGUAGUACUCUAGAUCAAAUGCUAGAUUCUGUGUUAUUGAAAGAAGAAAAUGAGCAGCCACUGAGAUUACCAAGUCCAGAAGUGUAUCAUUUUGUGGUAAAAGACUGUGAGGAAAACAUUGUUUUUGAAGACAACUUGCAAAGUAGAAGUGGAAUCCCAAUUAUUAAAGGAGGAACGGUGGUGAAAUUAAUUGAAAGGCUAACAUAUCAUAUGUAUGCAGAUUCCUAUUUUGUUCAUACUUUUCUUACUACAUAUCGUUCAUUUUGUAAACCAUGGGACUUGCUAAACUUACUGAUUGAGCAAUUUGAAAUUCCAGAGCCAGAACUUUCUGAAGCAGAAAAAUUGACAAUAGAGAAAGGGAAGCAGCCAAUAAGUACAGACCUUAAAAGAUUCCGAAAAGCAUAUGUCCAAUCAGUACAACUUAGGAUCUUAAAUGUAUUUCGCCAGUGGGUUGAACACCAUUUUUAUGACUUUGAAAGUGAUGUGGAAUUGCUUAGAAGACUAGAAUCCUUCAUUUCAAGUGUAAGAGGAAAAGCUAUGAAGAAAUGGGUAGAGUCAGUUGCUAAGAUCAUCAGGAGGAAGAAGCAAGCUCAGGCAAAUGAAAUAAACCAGAAUAUUACCUUUAAAAGUCCACCUCCACCAAUUGAAUGGCAUAUCAGUAAACCAGGACAGUUUGAAACAUUUGAUCUUAUGACACUUCAUCCAAUAGAAAUUGCAUGCCAGCUAACACUUUUGGAAUCUGAUCUCUACAGGAAAGUCCAACCUUCUGAACUCGUAGGGAGUGUGUGGACCAAAGAAGAUAAAGAGAUAAAUUCUCAAAAUUUAUUAAAAUUGAUUCAUCAUACCACAAAUCUCACCCUGUGGUUUGAAAAAUGCAUUGUGGAAGCAGAAAAUUUUAAAGAAUGCCUGGCAAUUCUAAGUAGAAUUAUAGAAAUUCUGCAAGUUUUUCAAGAUUUGAAUAAUUUUAAUGGCAUAUUGGAUAUAGUCAGUGCAGUAAAUUCAGUGUCAGUAUACAGACUAGCCCAUACUUUUGAGGCAUUACAUAAAAGAAAACAGAGAAUUUUGGAUGAAGCUAUGGAAUUAAGUCAAGAUCACUUUCAAAAAUACCUAGUAAAACUAAAGUCAGUCAAUCCACCUUGUGUGCCUUUUGUUGGAAUAUAUUUGACAAAUAUUCUGAAGACUGAAGAAAGGAAUAAUGAUUUUUUUAAAAAAGAGAAAGAUUUAAUCAAUUUCAGUAAGAGGAGGAAAGUGGCUGAAAUUAUUGGAGAAAUUCAGCAAUAUCAGAAUGAGCCUUACUGUUUAUGGAUAGAGCCAGAAUUGAGGAGGUUCUUUAAUAACCUUAACCCCAUCGGAAGUUCAUCUGAAGAAGCAUUUACUGAUUAUUUGUUCAACAAGUCACUAGAAAUUGAACCCUGAAACUGCAAAUAGCCACCUCAAUUUCCUAGAAAAUCAAACUACUCCUUAAAAUCUCCUGGAAUAAGACCUAAUUCAGGGCAGCUUGGCUCUACCUCAGGCACUGUACGAAGUCAUCCAGCAACAUUAGAAAGAGAAACUUAUAAGGUAGCCUUUAGUCAGGUUGCUGAAACUGAGCUUGAAUCAAUGGUGUCAACACCAACCUCUCCAAAUACUCCAGUGUCUGCUUCUUCAGAAUGUAGCUCCUGUGGUAGCAAAAGCAGGACUAUAACUAUGACCCUAAGUUGA
Sciurus carolinensis (gray squirrel) is the source of this 3294-nucleotide messenger RNA. RefSeq names its product son of sevenless homolog 2-like. The record is from RefSeq and is a predicted model, not a curated record. Gene Ontology annotation, molecular function: guanyl-nucleotide exchange factor activity; protein heterodimerization activity. Gene Ontology annotation, cellular component: plasma membrane. Lineage: Eukaryota; Metazoa; Chordata; Mammalia; Rodentia; Sciuridae. Gene Ontology annotation, biological process: positive regulation of GTPase activity; Ras protein signal transduction.